AUGGCUCUCGCAAUUGCGCAGAGGGCCGCCGCGGUGCCCCUCGCGCCCGCCAUGCGGCAAGCAAGCUCCCUGUUCUCCCGCACGCCCAUCUCGACAUCAUCCCAAUCACCAAUACUCUCCACAGCCGACGACACGGAGCGGCUGCCGGUCAACACCAUCAUCCGGUUCGUGCCGCAGCAGACGGCGUGGCUGGUGGAGCGCAUGGGCAAGUUCCACCGCAUCCUGCAGCCGGGCCUGGCGGUCUUGAUCCCCUUCAUCGACCGCAUCGCCUACGUCAAGUCGCUCAAGGAGUCCGCCAUCGAGAUCCCGAGCCAGAGCGCCAUCACGGCCGACAACGUCACCCUCGAGCUCGACGGCGUGCUGUACACGCGCGUCUUUGACGCCUACAAGGCCAGCUACGGAGUCGAAGAUGCCGAGUACGCCAUCAGCCAGCUGGCGCAGACGACGAUGCGAAGCGAGAUCGGGCAGCUGUCGCUGGACCACGUGCUGAAGGAGCGGGCGACGCUCAACACCAACAUCACGGCGGCGAUCAACGAGGCGGCGCAGGCGUGGGGGGUGACGUGCCUGCGGUACGAGAUCCGCGACAUCCACGCGCCGCUGCCGGUCGUGGACGCCAUGCACCGGCAGGUGACGGCGGAGCGGUCGAAGCGGGCCGAGAUCCUCGAGUCGGAGGGCCAGCGCCAGAGCGCCAUCAACAUCGCCGAGGGCCGCAAGCAGUCGGCCAUCCUGGCGUCGGAGGCCGAGCGCGCCGAGCGCAUCAACCACGCGGCUGGUGAGGCCGAGGCCAUCCUGCUGCGCGCCAACGCCACGGCCGCCGGCAUCGACUCGGUUGCCCGCUCCAUUGCCCAGGGCGCCGGCUCCGCCCAGUCGGCCGUCAGCCUGUCGGUGGCUGAAAAGUACGUCGAGGCCUUUGGCCGCCUGGCCAAGGAGGGCACCGCUAUCGUCGUGCCCGGCAAUGUCGGCGACAUUGGCAGCAUGAUUGCCACCGCCAUGAGCGUCUACGGCAAGGUCGGCGACGCCCAGGCCAAGACGGUAGCCAAGCAGCUGCUUGACCAGCAAGCCAACGUCCCGCAAGAACCUAGCAUCCCUUCGCCGCCAGCGUCUGGGUCUGGCACGGGCAAGAACUGA
Lasiosphaeria miniovina is the source of this 1128-nucleotide messenger RNA. RefSeq names its product SPFH domain/Band 7 family protein. The record is from RefSeq and is a predicted model, not a curated record. Gene Ontology annotation, cellular component: mitochondrion; membrane. Lineage: Eukaryota; Fungi; Ascomycota; Sordariomycetes; Sordariales; Lasiosphaeriaceae. The transcript has 3 exons. Bases 1 to 1128 code for a protein of 375 amino acids. Gene Ontology annotation, biological process: mitochondrion organization.